GACUACAUAUCGUCCGCCAUGAACCGCACCAUACUUACUGCUUUGCUGUUUACUACACUGCUUGUUUUAUCAGAAUGUAGUAACUGUUUCGAUAAUUGGAGUCGGUGUACACCUGAAACGGCGUUUGCUACUGGUAUUUUAUGGAAAUCUUGUGCUGAGUACUGCCAAAAAUGCAAAGGAAGAGAAAGCGGAAGUUGUGUGCAAGUGCACAAUAAGGAAUGCAGUGGAGGAUAUCAAUGCCAGUGCAAAGGAGGAUCACAUCCUAAAUCCACAAAUGCGGUGGACAUAGCUACCUGCAAGCUUGGUUUGUAAAGCAAUAAGGUUGAUCCAUUCAACUGCACACCGUUGUAUUAUCCGAUAUACUCCAUUUUAUCGUCAAGCCAUUUGUAUAAUGUCGUAUUGCACACCAUGCGCGCUGUUUGACGACUUGUAAAAUUGUGAACUGUUCAUUUCCAAUGAUUUCUCCUUGUACCC
This is a messenger RNA of Cylicocyclus nassatus, 474 nucleotides long. NCBI's taxonomy places the organism in Eukaryota, Metazoa, Nematoda, Chromadorea, Rhabditida, Strongylidae. The record is from the annotation of a GenBank genome assembly.